Molecule: messenger RNA, 880 nt
Organism: Terrapene triunguis (Three-toed box turtle)
Lineage: Eukaryota; Metazoa; Chordata; Testudines; Emydidae
Product: gem-associated protein 8-like
Exons: 4
Coding region: 76-783 (235 amino acids)
Biological process (GO): spliceosomal snRNP assembly
Cellular component (GO): SMN complex
Source: RefSeq, a predicted model, not a curated record
CGAGCGGGCCUCGGCGCUGGUGCUGCCGGCGCGGACCCACAUUUACGUUGAUCAUUGGAGAAAACUCCACAGGUGAUGGAGGACUCACUGCAUGAAGACUCUCAGCCAUGGUAUAAUCAACAAGUAUAUGCAAGAUACUGGAAGCAUUACAAUCAAGCCAUGCAUUGGAUGUACAAGCACAAAAAUGCCUACAGGAAAGCCAUGGAGUCCUUUUAUCAUCUGUCAUGGUAUCCAUCCGAAACCUUUCCUUCAAGCCGUUACUCAGAUUGGGAUGGAGGCAACCCAUCGGAUGCUGACAACUAUUCUACUUACGCUCCAAACAGCAGAGCGCGAUACCCUUCCUGGCCCCAGCAAUACCCAGGUGCCCAUUGCAGUUCUGGAGUGAGCAAGGAUAUGGGCAGGGAUUCUGAAAUGGAGAAGGAUUCUGAGUCUGAAGAGGAGAUAGAAUGUGAUCUGAGCAACAUGGAGAUCACAGAGGAGCUCCGCCAGUAUUUUGCACAGACAGAGGCGCACAGGCAGGAGUUACGGAAGCAGCAGCAGCUUGAAGCCGAGCACCAGGCCAUGUAUGUCGAAGCUGAUCAUGACCUGCACCUAACAACACGACGUUCGGUACAACCCCCUGCAGAAAGACCCGGGGAGAGACGUAUGGCUGAAAUGAAGAAACUCUAUGGUGUGGGUGCGUCCAAAAUCCAAGCCAUGGAGACUGCCAUGCAACUUGCCUUUGAUAGGAACUGUGAUAAAAAGCAGCCCAAGUACUGGCCUGUUAUCCCCCUGAAACUGUGAGCUGUAUCAUCUUCUGUACUAGCAGUCCAGCGCUGCAGCUGUGGGUGCCCAAUCAGGCUACAUAGCUCAAUGAAUGAAUCAGGGGUCCUCACUUGUU